AUGCAGAACGGAGAAGAUACGCCGGCGACUGCCGACACUACGCUGGUCCCGGAGGAGGUGACCAAGCAGUCCUUUCGCCUGAAGGUCUGGCGGCACCUGGAGAACAACAGCUUGGCGAUGUUCCCCCGCCCAGUGUUCAACCGGAUCCCCAAUUUCAAGGGCGCCCCCGAGGCGGCCGCGCGGCUAGCGGAGCUGGAGGUGUUCAAAAACGCCAACACCGUUAAGGUGAACCCCGACAAGCCGCAAGAGCCCGUCAGGGUGGUCUGUCUGGAGCAGCAUAAGACUUUGUACGUGCCGGUUCCUCGUCUGCAGAACGGCUUCCUGAACAGGCUGGUGUUGCCAGAAGGCGAGACGGGCCCGGCGGCCAUAAGGAAAAGCGUGUCCCGUAAUGGCAUGGAGACUUAUGGUCAACCUAUCGGUAUCGAAGACUCUGUCUCCCUGGACUUGGUCGUAAUGGGAUCUGUAGCGGUAUCCAAGGAAGGCUACCGCAUCGGCAAGGGUAGAGGCUAUGGGGACUUAGAGUUCGGUCUGAUGAUGCACAUGAAGGCCAUAAAGCCGACAACGCUGGUCGCCACCACCGUACACGACUGUCAGGUGUUCGACACAUUGCCAGCUGAGUUGUUUGGGCCACACGAUGUUCCCGUCGAUCUAAUCAUCACACCCACACAGGUGAUAGAGACGCAGCGCAUGAGCCAAAGGCCCGUGGGUAUCCUCUGGCAUCUCCUGUCCAACCGCAGAAUACAGAUGAUGCCGAUUCUCGGCCAACUGCGAGAUAUUGAAAUGCUUGCUGGCCGCGCCUGCACCCUGAAGGAGGUGGACACGGACGUUGAAGAAAGGGCCACCAGCCGCCAGCGGAGGCCGAGGCGCCGCACGCGCUCGCACAAGAGCCAGAGUGAGGGAGAGGGCAACACCACGGAGGGCGAGGACGGCAAAGCGGGCAAGCCGCGCCGCCCGGGCAGGAGGCGCAACAGCACCAAGUCCAAGGAGGGCAAAGAGGGCAGAGAAGGCAAAGAGGGCAAGGAGGGCAGAGAAGGCAGAGACGAGAAGCCGCGCCGUCCGAGGCGGCCGCGCCCAGUCAUCGACUUCUCUCUGAAGAUCUCGAACAUCAGUCCGAACACGAGAGUGCGCGAUCUGAAGCAGGCGUUGUCCGAACGCGGUGUCAAGCCCCAGAUUAUGGUUUGGAAGGGCUUCCGAGGUUUCUGCUAUCUGCAUUUCUUCAAACCAGGACCCCAAAAGGGCGAGGGUGACAGCGCCCCGGCGGUGAAUAUGGAGGGCGUGCUGGCGGCACUGGCCGACAUGUCGGUGGGUGGCAGCGGCGGCGGCGACGAGGCGCGUGACGACAAGCCGCGCCUGCUCCAAGUUGAGCCCGCGCCGCCACGCCAGCCGCCCCAGCAGGAGGUUCAU
Iphiclides podalirius (scarce swallowtail) is the source of this 1404-nucleotide messenger RNA. Lineage: Eukaryota; Metazoa; Arthropoda; Insecta; Lepidoptera; Papilionidae. The record is from the annotation of a GenBank genome assembly.